AUGGUGAUAUGUGUGACGUUCAACAUACUGCUGCUAGCGGCCGGGGUGGUGCUGAACGGCACUUUGCUGCUGAUCCUGGUGCGCGAGAAGAGCAUGCGCACGAUGCCCAACGCCUACAUCGCAAACCUGGCCAUAGCCGACCUGGUGCUCAUAACCACCUUCCUGCCGCUGUUCACCUCCGACGUGUACACGCAGAUGUGGCUGUUCGGCAACACCCUCUGCAAGAUCGUCAACUUCCUGAACGUGAGCCUGUUCGCGGUGUCGGUGUUCACGUUCACGGCGCUGAGCGCAGAGCGCUACUACACGACGCGCCACUUCCUGCAGCGCGCGCGGCCCGGCGCCGGCGCCAGCGCCUCCGACGGCCAGGUCACCUUCGUGGUGAUCGCCGUCAUCUGGACGGCCGCGUGCGCGCUCGCGCUGCCCUUCGGCCUGAACGCGCGCGAGAUCGACGACAGCUGCGUGCGCGUCAAGUACUCGGAGGACGGCGACAGCUUCACCUUCUGCGUCAUCCUGAUCGAGCUGGUGGCGCUGUUCGCCGUGCCGGCGGCGCUCAUCACCGUCUUCCACGUGCUCACGUCGCGCGAGAUCUCGCGCAGCGUCGCCAACAUCCCGGGCGAGCGCGCCGGCCACCGCGCGCGCAUCCGGCAGCGCGAGAAGUCUGCGCUGCUGCUAUUGGCGCUCGUGCUCACCUUCCUGGUGUUCAACCUGCCCUACUACGUGCACAAGGUGUGGAUCCUCGUGUACUUCCGCAACUACGACGACUACACGCCGGCCGACACCGAGCCGUGGUUCUUCUUCGCCGAGAUCGCCAUGUGCGUCAAGCACGUCCACGCUUGCGUCAGCCCCGUCGUGCUCUACUUCAUGAGCGACUCCUUCAGGAAACACUUCAACAGAUACCUGUUCUGCUGCUGCUGCGGCUGCUGCAGCUGCUGCACGAACAAGAAGGCUACAGAAGCUGUCAGUGUUCGCCACAUUUCAGGCACUUCAGGCACAAAUACGCAAAGUACCCUUACUUGUCUCGACUAG
This is a messenger RNA of Bacillus rossius redtenbacheri, 1026 nucleotides long. RefSeq names its product neuropeptide CCHamide-1 receptor-like. The transcript has a single exon. Bases 1 to 1026 code for a protein of 341 amino acids. The record is from RefSeq and is a predicted model, not a curated record. NCBI's taxonomy places the organism in Eukaryota, Metazoa, Arthropoda, Insecta, Phasmatodea, Bacillidae. Gene Ontology annotation, biological process: G protein-coupled receptor signaling pathway. Gene Ontology annotation, molecular function: neuropeptide receptor activity. Gene Ontology annotation, cellular component: plasma membrane.